AUGGACUCAUCACAGGUCAUGGACGCUCUCCUCGCCCUGGAAGACGCCCAGGCAAACAAGAAGGUCCAGGGCUACAACGACUUGCUCGACAAGAUCCUAUCGCAAUCCGACAACUUACCCGACAAUCUCAUCGCCUACGUCCAGUCAAUUCUCAGUGACUCAGUCGGUAUCGUCACCUCACGCCCUCUACUCGCUUCAUUUGUCGACAAACUCGCCUCCCUUUCCGAUGCCGACAUCAAGAUCGCCGUUGGAACCCAAGCUAUCGAUGCCAUCGCCCCCAAAGUCGUCUCCUUCGAGGAACAAGACACCGCCAUCAAACUCAUCCUAGCCGACAGUUACGAACAGAAUGAAGACUUUACCGCCUCCGCCAAGGUCUUGCAGCAGAUCACUCUCGACUCGUCUCAACGCCACGUCACCGACGACGACAAGGCAAAGAUCUGGAUCCGCAUCACUCGCUGCUAUCUCGAAGAAGACGAUCCUACAAACGCCUUGUCGUACCUCAACAGAGUCAAGAAUGUCAUCUACAAUGUCCAAGACCAGCCCACAAAACUCCAGUUCCAGCUCUCCCAAGCUCGCAUCUCUGACUCGCAACGCAACUUCCUCGACGCCUCCAACAGCUACCUGAACCUCUCGCUCGAACCUGUCAUUGAUGAGGAGGAACGUCUACAAGCUCUGUCUGCCGCCAUCAUCUGCGCAGUCCUCGCUCCUGCAGGUCCCAAGCGCGCUCGCCAACUCGCCCGUCUGUACAAGGACGACCGCACACCGCAGUGCGACGAGUUUGCCAUCCUCGAGAACAUCUUCUUGGAUCGUGUCCUCUCGCCUGCAGAGGUAAAGGCUUUUGCUGAGAAGUUGCAGCCUCACCAAAUGGCAAAGACUGCCGAUGGCAGCACCGUCCUCGACAAGGCUGUCCUCGAACACAACCUUCUCGGUGUCUCGAGACUCUACUCCAACAUCCCCGUGACCAACCUCGGAACCAUGUUGGGCGUCGAUGCAGACCGUGCCGAAGCUUACGCUGCACAGAUGAUUGAGCAAGGACGUCUCUCAGGUUAUAUUGAUCAGAUUGAUGGCUUGAUUCAUUUCAGCAGCGAUUCAAGCAGUGGUGAUGGUGCAAAGACGGCUGGUUCUAGCAUCGGUACCAGAGAAUUGAGGAUGUGGGACGCCAAUGUGCAGGGCUUGGCUGAGGAGGUUGAACGUGUCACUACUAUGAUCCAGACCGCUCACCCCGAAUUCUACGAGUUGAAGAUGGGCGCAUAG
Molecule: messenger RNA, 1254 nt
Organism: Aureobasidium melanogenum CBS 110374
Lineage: Eukaryota; Fungi; Ascomycota; Dothideomycetes; Dothideales; Saccotheciaceae
Product: CSN4 COP9 signalosome complex subunit 4
Exons: 1
Coding region: 1-1254 (417 amino acids)
Cellular component (GO): cytosol; COP9 signalosome
Molecular function (GO): protein binding
Source: RefSeq, a predicted model, not a curated record